AUGGACCGCAUCCCUCUUAUUCUAGAGCCAACAUUGCCAUCGGACUAUCGCACUCCUUCCAAACCUAUUCCUUAUAGACAGGCAGGUUGGACGGUACCUGAGCGAGAGUCAGCAGGUGUUCACCUUACAACUGAGUGUAUUGAUUCAGUAGACUCCCGAUGCUUGCCAAGUAUUAUCUCGCUAUUUGGCGAAAAAGCUGGAAGCGCCACUUCGGGAAGUGACAAAGCCAGUCCAAAAAUCCCUGGUCGAAGCACUUCAAGCGAUACCACCGAAUGCAUCCAGCGUGCCACUGACUGUGCCAACACAAUUCCACCGCAUAGCAGACCUCAGGUCGAUGCUCAACAGCUAUUACUUGAGAAUGCCCAGUUGAGGAGCGACUGUCAGCGAAGUGAGUCCAAAGCUGAAUUCUGGAAAGGCCAAUACUAUAAGCUGCACUCAAUGUGCUGGACCACCCCUAUUUCUGAGUUCGGCUUUUCCGAUAGACCUGGGAGUUGGACUGCUUCGAAGAACACUUGGUAUCCCGCCAACAUCCCUGUGAGGAAAUUUUCAAUCCGCAAUCGAGGCACCGGCAAGGCUUCGCAGAGAUCGGAUGAAAAUUCGGCCUGGUCAGUCUAUGGUCCUCCUUUUGCCCCCCAUUCGUAUACUGUGGAAGAUUGA
This is a messenger RNA of Kwoniella mangroviensis CBS 8507, 657 nucleotides long. RefSeq lists its product as uncharacterized. The coding region runs from base 1 to 657 and encodes 218 amino acids. Lineage: Eukaryota; Fungi; Basidiomycota; Tremellomycetes; Tremellales; Cryptococcaceae. The record is from RefSeq and is a predicted model, not a curated record. The transcript is spliced from 3 exons.